This is a messenger RNA of Asterias rubens (European starfish), 3350 nucleotides long. RefSeq names its product cell wall protein RBR3-like. The coding region runs from base 81 to 2699 and encodes 872 amino acids. Gene Ontology annotation, biological process: cilium movement. The transcript is spliced from 16 exons. Gene Ontology annotation, molecular function: zinc ion binding. NCBI's taxonomy places the organism in Eukaryota, Metazoa, Echinodermata, Asteroidea, Forcipulatida, Asteriidae. The record is from RefSeq and is a predicted model, not a curated record. Gene Ontology annotation, cellular component: motile cilium.
UUUUGAAUGUUUUGAAUCUCCUCGGCAGCGGCGUAAACUUCCAGCUACAUUCCAAAGUUGACAUCGCUAAUCGAGGAACCAUGACGAGCCUCAGGCCAUUCAACACUUCCACUAAGGAGUCACAUUCCUUAAAACUAAGAAAUUCUCAGCUGUCUUCCAAGGAAAGUGAACGUCUUGAUACUGAUAAUAUGAAGAUGGAGCAGCGUCUUAAAGAGUUGAAGCUUACCAUGGGCAGACAGAAACAAGAGAGAGAUAGUAUGCAUUCCAAUGGAGUUAUUUGGUCAUCAGGAAAGCCAGGUGCCAUCACAACGCAUGGAUCAGAUCUAAUGAGGAAAGAACCAAGUAAACCAUCAAACUCGAAGGGAAAGCCAAGGAAGAUCCGAGUACUUAAAGAUACACCUAUCGAAGUUCCAAAACGUCCAAGCUUAGCAGCUUCGCUCAGUAAGAGGAGUCCCCCUAAACUGAAAGGUCCUGCAUGUGGACAGUGUGAAGAGAAAGUUGUCGCUUUGACAUGUAUGGAAUGUGGUGAGAAUUACUGCACUUCAUGUUUUGCCAAGUUUCAUCUUAAAGGCGCACUGAAGAACCAUCGCUCUUUACCGUACCAGAGCAACAGUUCUUCCAAUUCAAGUUCUCUUGAUUCGAAUAAUGGAAUGACAUCAUCUCCAAAGAGCUCUGUAGAGGGACUUCCUCCAAGACCAUCUAGCGCUAGUAGAAGGACCACAACAUCAACUGAUACAUCAAAUGAAGAUGGAAUCAAAACAGUUCCUGUUACCAUCAAGGAUCCAAGCGAGAGGACAGGUGGAUUAUUCUUUGAAGGAAACUUCAGUGAAGAAGAAAGUGCUUUGUCUUUUGCUCAGGCUUUGGCUGAAUGGAGAGCAGGCAAAGAUGCGGACUCAUCGGCACCAUCGCAAACUAAAGAUCUUAAGAAAGUAGAGAGCGCUACGAGUGGCACUUCUACAGAACCUCAACCCAUGGAACAAGUAGAGAUCCAAUUUAGGAAGGACACGUCCAUUACAUAUGCAGAUAAGUUACUGAUUAAGAAACAUCGACGGACUGAGCUGUCACCAAUGUCAUCACCUCGGGAAGAGACGGGCGGAUCGUCAUCCAGACAGGAAGGAACGCUGCCAUUGACCAAUGGACAGAUUGGUGCUGAAAGUGAUGAUGAGAAUGAGUUACAGGAAGAACACAAGCGUUACGCUGGUAUCUUUGCUCAAUCUAAAUCAUCAGAUGAACCUAGGUUGGAGAGCGCGCUCUCUAUAGUGGACGUCACUGAGGCAUCCGAUACAUACAUUGCUGAAAUGGAAUCUUCGUAUAACAUCCAGGAAGUACGUGAACCUGAUAGUGAUAUGAUAACAACGAGCAAUCCGCACAUUCAAGAAGCCUCACUGGUACCUCCAGCCUCUGAACCCUCCCUCAAGGAAAAAUCUGACGACCCCUCUACGACCGCUCGAUCCAUUUCAUCGGCAAGAGUGGUAUCAUCUCAACAGAAGCAGAGGCGAGCCGAUAGCUCCACCAAACCAGCCCGGACUGUGUCCACCCCGCUAAAAAGCAAAGUGGACAGCAAACCCGUGAACCAACAACAACGAGAAACUCCAAAGCUGGAUACCCCCACAAGGUUUUCCUCAGCGAGGCCAACCCAACGCGUCAAAUCAUCACAAGAAAAGAAUCAAAUAGCUAAAUCCAAAAGCGCAAAUGUGGCACUGAAUCGCAAAUCGCGUACCCAGGACGUUGCGGGUUUACCGGAGCGCACCACACCAUCUUCGGAGAUUGCCUCGGGGAGGAUCUCGUCUAAGGAGGAUGAAUCUGGGCGUGGUUCCUCCAUGGGGCUUACAAGCACUCCAUCAGGGAUGCUUCUGAUGACUAGUCAGCUCACUCGAGAUAGUCAGCAUCAUUAUAAAGCUGGGCUAGGAGAUUUCUUUCUGGCUGGUCUUGGAGGUGAUGAAGGGGACGCAGCGAGAGAUGAUGAUACGCAACGUGGAGUGACCACAACAACAGAUAAGUUACCGACAUGUUCAUACACAGGUACCAUGCCAGCCUGGCGUCCAGACAGUAGUCUAGCCACACCGACCCUUGGUGAUUCUCUACAACCCUACUCUCCCUCUCCACCUGCCAAGAGCGGACGGCAAUCCCAACGCAGCUCCGGGAAAACCCGCUCACUUAAAGGCGCUCAACCAGCCAAGUCAGCCCCCGAAGCUGAUAACACUAUAUCGUUUGUACUGAGUGAACAUCUACCUGGCAGGAAGAGUACAAAUGGGAAUAAGAACGGAGUCGCCGAUGACAAACGACUUCAAUCCAGACAGAUGAGAGAACCUGAUAGAAGCAGCAGUCGUAUUGAGGUCGAUGGAGAUGAUAUGAGUGUUUAUGACACCACUGGAAAGGAUUACAACGAGAUGGAGGACAAAGAAACAUUGGAGAAACUAACCUGGGAACUGGCUUCUCAAUCUGGAAGGAUAACAGCCGAUGGUUGUCUGACAAGCAUGAACCUCCCUGAUGCAGACGAAGACAUCUAUAGAGAGAACAGUUUCAGUCAAGAUGCGGAGUUGGGGAUCGUAGAUGAUGCAGGGUUAGGGUCAGGGUUAAGUACUCCAUUUGACUUCCUGACAGGGGAGAGUCUUAGCAGAGAAGUUAGUGAUGAAGGGGAAGAUAUGGAAGAGAUGGAGCUACAAAGAUUCACUGCAGAGGUCCAGGCACUCACUUAGACUCUUAAACAUCUUAGAUGGGGAGCUGGGCAUCAUAGAUGAUGCGAGGUUAGGAUCUGGGUUGAGUACUCCAUUUGACUUCCUGACAGGGGAGAGUCUUAUCAGAGAAGUUAGUUAUGAAGGGGAAGAUAUGGAAGAGAUGGAGCUACAAAGAUUCACUGCUGAGGUCCAGGCACUCACUUAGACUCUUAAACAUCUUAGAUGGGGAGCUGGGCAUCAUAGAUGAUGCGAGGUUAGGAUCUGGGUUGAGUACUCCAUUUGACUUCCUGACAGGGGAGAGUCUUAUCAGAGAAGUUAGUUAUGAAGGGGAAGAUAUGGAAGAGAUGGAGCUACAGAGAUUCACUGCUGAGGUCCAGGCACUCACUUAGACUCUUAAACUUCUUAGAUGGGGAGUUGGGCAUCGUACAUGAUGUGGGGUUAGGAUCUGGGUUGAGUACUCCAUUUGACUUCCUGACAGGGGAGAGUCUUAUCAGAGAAGUUAGUUAUGAAGGGGAAGAUAUGGAAGAGAUGGAGCUACAGAGAUUCACUGCUGAGGUCCAGGCACUCACCUAUAUUCAAAGUUAAAUAACUUCUGCUGCAUGUAUUAACCAAAAAGAUUUGCGGGUAAUGUGUUUAUAGACAAUGAGGGAGUUUGCUCUUGGCUGAAUUUGU